Messenger RNA from Notolabrus celidotus (New Zealand spotty), 1281 nucleotides. RefSeq names its product 14-3-3 protein beta/alpha-1-like. The transcript has a single exon. The record is from RefSeq and is a predicted model, not a curated record. Gene Ontology annotation, cellular component: cytoplasm. Gene Ontology annotation, biological process: signal transduction. Lineage: Eukaryota; Metazoa; Chordata; Actinopteri; Labriformes; Labridae. The coding region runs from base 27 to 818 and encodes 263 amino acids.
UUUAAAGCCCCUACUUCUUCUAGAAAAUGGAUGAGAACGAGCAGGUGCAGAAGGCUAAGCUUGCUGAGCAGGCCGAGCGCUAUGAUGACAUGGCUGCAGCCAUGAAGGAAGUGACUGAGAAAGGUUCAGAACUGUCAAAUGAGGAGCGCAACCUUCUCUCUAUCGCCUACAAGAAUGUGGUGGGAGCACGCCGCUCAUCCUGGCGCCUCGUCUCCAGCAUCGAGCAGAAGACUGAGGGCAAAGAACAAGAAAGUAUAGGUGAAUACCGGAAGACGAUUGAAACUGAACUGCACGACAUCUGCAUGGAUGUGCUUGGGCUGCUUGACAAAUACCUCAUUGCCAACGCAACUACUGCUGAAAGCAAGGUGUUCUAUCUGAAAAUGAAAGGCGACUAUUAUAGAUACCUGGCUGAGAUUGCACCUGAGGAUAAUAAGGAAAUGGUACAGAAAUCCCAGGAAGCGUACCUUGCAGCUCUUGAUAUUGGCAAGGGGAUGAAGCCAGCUCAUCCUAUCAUGCUUGGCCUGGCCCUCAACUUCUCAGUCUUCUACUAUGAAAUCCUCAACGACCCGGAGAAAGCAUGCAACCUGGCAAAGAAGGCGUUCGAGGACGCCAUUGCUGAAAUUGACACUCUGAAUGAGGACCCUCAAGACAGCACCCUGAUCAUGCAACUACUAAAGGACAACCUGACCCUGUGGACAUCGGAAUACAGGCCAGUGGAGGGGAAGACCGGAGACGGGGAAAAGACCGGAGACGGGGAAAAGACCGGAGGCGGGGAAAAGACCGGAGACGGGGAAAAGACCAGAGAUGGGAAAAAGUAAUGGAAAUGCACUGUUAAUCGACCUGCACUCUUAUCUUAAACACAGCUUAUAUACAUCCUGCUCCUCUCAUCAGCUCCUCUCAUGUCUGUAUGACAAGCAGCCUGAAGUGCUCCUGAUCAGCUAGUUUACCCAACCCUCUCAGUUCACUGUGAGGAGUGACUUUUCUGUUUCAGCAGAUUCAGUCACUAUUUUGGAUACAUGUACUGAUUAGUGAGUCCAUGUUGCUGUUGUUUUGUUGUCAGCUUUGUGCGCAUGUGUGUUUGUAUAAUCAGAUGUGAAGGGUAAUGUGCAUGAUCUUGGAGGGGAAGGGGGUGUUGUGAAUUCAAAUCGUAUCUCCAGAAGCUUUGGUUAAGGCUAGUUUGUUUUGCAUUGUCAUCCAUUUUUGCUAUUCUUGGACUUUUCUAUUUGUGAUUCCUGACAAUAUUUGCAGGUUUUAUUGUGUGGUCAUUAAACUGGCAGUUGA